AUGGCGUCCAAUGAGGGAUUUCUGACUGAAGGUCAGAGGGAGAUGUUGAAAAUUGCUAGUGAAAAUGCGGAGAGUUUGUCAGCUUUAUCGUCGUCGCCCAAGUCACCGUCGUCGUUGCUUGCUGAUCAUCACAUCAAAGCUCCUGCUGGUGGGAAGGCUCAGACUGCUGGGAUUGCUGUGAGGCAUGUGCGGAAGUGUCACUCUGGGAAGUAUGGGCGGGCGAAGAAAGAUGGUGCUGGUGGUAAGGGCACCUGGGGAAAAUUGCUGGACACAGAAAUUGAUUCUCACAUAGACCGCAAUGAUCCAAAUUAUGACAGUGGAGAGGAACCCUAUCAGCUGGUUGGAACUACUGUUACUGACCCCUUGGAUGAUUUCAAGAAAGCAGUGGCAUCUCUCAUAGAUGAAUACUUCAGUAAUGGGGAUGUAGAUUUGGCAGCAUCUGACCUCAGAGAACUCGGCUCAAGUGAAUAUUAUCCAUACUUCAUUAAGCGUCUUGUUUCCAUGGCAAUGGACAGGCAUGACAAGGAGAAAGAAAUGGCUUCUGUUCUGCUUUCAGCAUUGUAUGCUGAUGUCAUUAGCCCCACCCAGAUUAGGGAUGGAUUUUUUAUGCUUAUUGAAUCUGCUGAUGAUCUUGCAGUGGAUAUAUUGGAUGCAGUUGACAUCCUUGCUUUAUUCCUGGCACGUGCUGUUGUAGAUGACAUUCUUCCUCCAGCAUUUCUUGCCAGGGCAAGGAAGGCUCUUCCAGAAUCUUCCAAGGGAGUUCAGGUAAUCCAGACUGCUGAGAAGAGUUAUCUCUCAGCUCCACACCAUGCAGAACUUGUGGAAAGGCGAUGGGGUGGUAGCACUCACGUUACUGUUGAAGAAGUGAAGAAAAAGAUUGCUGAUUUACUUAGAGAAUAUGUGGAUAGCGGUGAGACAGCUGAAGCCUGUAGGUGUAUACGUGAGUUGGGAGUUGCGUUCUUCCAUCACGAAGUUGUGAAGAAGGCUCUGGUACUUGCCAUGGAGAUUCCUUCGUCAGAACCUCUACUGUUGAAGCUAUUAAAAGAAGCAGCAGAAGAAGGACUGAUUAGUUCCAGCCAAAUGGUGAAAGGGUUUUCUAGAUUGGCAGAAGGUCUAGAUGAUCUGGCUCUUGAUAUUCCAUCCGCUAAAGUCUUGUUUCAGUCAUUUGUCCCCAAGGCAAUCUCUGAAGGAUGGCUUGAUGCCUCCUUUUCCAAUCCAGCUGGUGAAAAUGGGGAAUUUCAAGUUGAAGAUGAGAAGGUGAGGAAGUACAAAAAGGAAGCUGUGACUAUAAUUCAUGAGUACUUUCUCUCUGAUGACAUUCCUGAACUCAUUCGAAGUCUAGAAGAUCUUGGAGCACCUGAGUAUAACUCAGUAUUUUUGAAGAGGCUAAUAACACUUGCUUUGGACCGAAAGAACAGAGAAAAGGAGAUGGCAUCUGUCCUACUAUCUGCACUGCAUAUAGAGAUAUUCUCAACGGAGGAUAUAGUUAAUGGUUUUGUCAUGCUUCUGGAAAAUGCAGAAGAUACAACACUGGAUAUACUGGAUGCUUCAAAUGAGCUUGCACUUUUCUUAGCUCGGGCUGUGAUUGAUGAUGUGCUUGCCCCAUUGAAUUUGGAUGAAAUUAGCAGCAGGCUACCACCAAAAAGCAGUGGUAGUGAAACUGUGCGUAUGGCUCGAACACUUGUUUCUGCUCGCCAUGCAGGUGAAAGGCUAUUGAGAUGCUGGGGCGGGGGAACUGGAUGGGCUGUGGAGGAUGCUAAGGACAAGAUCAUGAAGCUCUUGGAGGAGUACGAAAGUGGCGGGGUUGUCGGGGAAGCAUGCCAUUGUAUCCGUGACCUGGGAAUGCCUUUCUUUAACCACGAGGUGGUGAAGAAAGCUUUGGUUAUGGCCAUGGAGAAACAGAAUGAUAGGCUGCUAGAUCUGCUGCAGGAAUGCUUUAGUGAAGGCCUUAUCACCACCAACCAGAUGACUAAAGGGUUCACCCGAAUUAAGGAUGGUCUUGAUGAUCUGGCUCUGGACAUUCCAAAUGCAAAGGAAAAAUUUGCUUUCUAUGUGGAGCAUGCCCAGACCAAGGGCUGGCUCCUACCAUCAUUCGAUCCCUCUGCCACAGAUGUCUAA
Messenger RNA from Vicia faba (fava bean), 2118 nucleotides. Lineage: Eukaryota; Viridiplantae; Streptophyta; Magnoliopsida; Fabales; Fabaceae. The record is from the annotation of a GenBank genome assembly.